GCAGCACGGGAACUUCACUCGGCCUUUGCUGAGUCUGGAGCUUGUGCAUAAGUCGCGCAGAGACGCCAUGCCCAACAAGAAAUCGAAAAAAGGCAAAGACCGGUUGGACAAGUUUUACCACCUGGCAAAGGAUCAGGGAUAUCGUGCUCGUUCAGCCUUCAAACUGAUCCAGUUGGCGAAGAAGAACAACUUCUUUUCCAGAUCUAAGGUAUGUUUGGAUCUCUGUGCAGCUCCAGGGGGUUGGUCCCAAGUGGCACAGAGGAAUAUGCCUGCCGGCUCCAAGAUUGUGGCGAUUGAUUUGGCUCCCAUCAAGCCCAUCCCUGGCGUCACGUGCAUCCAAUCGGACAUCACCACUGAGAAGUGUCGUCAGCUGAUUCGAAAGGAGUUGCACGGCGCCAGCGCCGAUGUGGUGCUACACGAUGGAGCACCCAAUGUAGGCACCUCAUGGAGCAAAGAUGCCUUCAACCAAGCAGAGCUAACUCUGCACGCCCUGAGACUUGCCUGCGAUUUCCUUCGAACCGGAGGAGUCUUCGUCAGUAAGGUCUUCAGAUCGAAGGACUACAACUCCCUGCUCUGGGUCUUCAAUCAGCUCUUCAACAAGGUUGAGGCCACAAAGCCCACUGCCUCGCGCAAUGUCUCUGCGGAGAUCUUCGUGAUGUGCAUCGGUUUGAAGGAAACCAGGAACAAGAUCGACUCCAAAUUCUUUGAUCCCAAGUGGGUCUUCAUGGAAACCUUAGAGGAACCCGGGGGAGACGACCCCAAGAAGCCCGGUGCCACGCUGACGGAGCACUUCAAAAAGCUGAAGAAGAAGAAUCGAGAUGGCUAUGAAGAGGGGGACGACAAUCGAAUCGUUCCCGCGCAUGACUUCAUCGCCUCCGACAAUCCCGCGGAGAUCCUGAUCAAAGCACAUAGACUCAAUCUGGAGGCACCGGGAUGCGAACCCAUUGCGAGCAACCCGUUGACCACCAAAGACAUCGUGGAGCUGUGCAGCGAUUUGAAGGUGCUGGGUAAAGCCGACCUGUCGCAACUUCUGAAGUGGCGCAUGAAGAUCCUCCGAGAGCAAGAAAAAAAGCAGAGAGAGGCUGAGAAAAAGUCGAAGGAAGACCCAAGCACCCUCGCCCUUCGAGCCAAAGCGAAGGUGCAAGCAGCUCAGGCGGCGGCCAAAAAGGCUGUGGACCGCGGCUUGGCUCCGGAUUUGGAUAGUGCCAUCGCAGAGUUUCUGGAUGGCGACGUCAAGGAAGCCGCAGAUCUCGCUGAAGAAGCACCGAGUGAUUCUGAGGAUGAGGCUGCGGACGAUCGAUUGGAGCAGGAACUGAAAGACCAGAUUGACAAGAGAAGAAGAGAAGAUCGGCGAGAUGCCAAGAAGUUGAUGGAUCGGCAAAAGAAGCAGGAAUGGCGCAAGAAGAUGAGUUUGGUCACCGGAAAGGGAGUCACAGGCGACCAACAGGAGCUCUUUCGGGUCACCGACAAAGCGGUGAAGGCUCUGGAAGAUGCAUCUGCGAUUCCUCAAGAGCUGAUGAGCGAAGAGGAGCCAGCGACCGAUGAGGAGUUCGUCUUCGGCCGGAACCGCCGGAGCGGUGAAGACGAGGGCAGCGAAUCGGAGGAUGACGAUGAGAUGGACCGCUUGGCUCGGAUGGAAGUAGACUUGGCCCUGGACCAUGAGCUCCGGAAAGCUCAACUGGUGCACAAGAACCGCAAUGCCACACAGCGAACGGAGAAGGCAAAGAAGGAGACCCGGCGCCAGCGCGUGGCGCAGGGCUGGGCAUCAGAACUUGCAGAUUUCUGCGACCAACAGCAGGGCGAUGCGCACAAGUUGAAGGCGCUGGGAGAUGAACAGGAAGCGUUGGAAGAUGAGGAUGAGAGUGAAGAUGACCUGCAGGCCCUGCGAAAGUUCCAGGACUUGAUGGACAGCGGUGGCAGUGAUGGUGUAGAUGGUGCGGCUCUUGAAGCCUUGGUCGAAGGUGCAGGGGAUGCUACAGGAAACAAAAUCCAGGCCAUUGAAGCCGGUGAUGAGGACGAAGAGAACGAAGAGCCCGCCUCGGCGCCCGCCUCGGCGAAGGAAGAAAAGUUCCCAGCCCUGGAAGAUGCCGUAGAGACGGCCAUGGUGCCUCACGAGGAAGAGCUGAGAGGUGAACAGAGGGCCAAGCGCUGGUUCAGUCAAGACAUCUUUUCGGGUCUCUCCAAGGGACGAGGCACCUCGUUGCAGGAACUGGGUUCGGAUGAGUCUGACGGCGAAGAGGGCGAGAUGCACGAGUUGCCAGACUCGCAACUGCCCAAGCUGCCGCUGACGGACAAGGCCAAGCGCAAGUUGGAGCGCACGAAGAAGACGCAGCGCUUGGAGAAGCUGGGUAUCAAGCCGAAAAGCAAACCGGAGGAGGAGGAGAAAGGCGCCAUGGAAGUGGCUCCCAUGGAGCCACCGAAGCCGCUGGUCCCUGCUCGCAUCCAGAAACCCACGGAUCCAAGGGAACUGGCUGAGACGUUGGCGAUCGGAGCUCUCUUGGUGGACUCCAAGAAGUCCAGGAUGGAUUUGUUGGACUCGGGUUACAAUAGGUACACCUUCGAGCCCAAUGAAGCCUUGCCCGUGUGGUUCCUUGAAGAUGAGGAUAAGUACAAUAAGCCUGAGCUGCCGAUCAGCAAGGAGCAGAUGAAUCAGUUCCGUCAGCGACUCGCGGAGAUCAGCAGAAGGCCCAUCCGGAAGGUUGUGGAGGCAAGGGCUCGAAAGAAGAAGCGAAUGGCCAAGAAACUCGAGAAGUUGCGGUCGACUGCUAUGUCGCUCACUGAAACCAGCGACAUGAGCGAGCAUGCCAAGGCGCGGCAAAUGCGGAAGGCCGUCAGCAAGCUGGCCAAACAAGACCAGCGACCUGUGACCACGGUGGCGAUCAAGAAGGGCGGUGGUGGACACAAGUUGGACAAGAAGAAGGUGCCCAAGGGCGCCAAAGUGAAGACUGUGGAUAGAAGGAUGAAGGCUGAUUUGCGCGGGGAGAAGAAGGCCCGGAAACGAAACCCUGGCAGAUUCAAGAUGCAGCAGCGCAAGACGCAGCAAAAGAUCAACAAGGGCAAAAGGCGUGGUAAAGGCGACAAAGGUGGCAAGCCAGGAGGAGGAAAGAAGCGAAAACACGGUGGAGAUUAGACGUCUUGGCUACGGUCCAACGGUAAAUGCCUGAGUCUGCUGUGAAGGAAACCACGGAAGAAAAACGGUUCUGUCUUGU
Messenger RNA from Cladocopium goreaui, 3209 nucleotides. The record is from the annotation of a GenBank genome assembly. Lineage: Eukaryota; Dinophyceae; Suessiales; Symbiodiniaceae.